This is a messenger RNA of Penicillium nucicola, 885 nucleotides long. RefSeq lists its product as uncharacterized. The transcript has 2 exons. Lineage: Eukaryota; Fungi; Ascomycota; Eurotiomycetes; Eurotiales; Aspergillaceae. The record is from RefSeq and is a predicted model, not a curated record. The coding region runs from base 1 to 885 and encodes 294 amino acids.
AUGGACCGUUAUGCGAAGAUUCUGGGCAUUUCAGCCCUACUGAUGCAGGCUCUUCCCACCGCAGCACGUCCAGGGGUCCCCGGGUGGGAUGUAGGGAGCAACGUUGGGAUGGGAGCUGCGGGUAAUGUCAUGUUGGGUGACGACCAUGACGACGGUGGUUCCCCCUAUCAGUGCGGCAAUGGAGGAUUCGGUGAUCAUGGCGAUUAUGAUCACCAUGCUGUUCACACCACCGUGACGGAGCGCCACUGCCAUAAUACACAUCCGACGAUCACGGUGACCGAUACUCUCAUCGAGAGUACCACCCAAUGCACUGCAACAUACACAGACGUGAUGACCCUUACUGUUGACGGCCCAACUUCAACCGUAACUCGAACGACAGCCGGCCCAAUUGUGACCUCUACGGUGACAACCGGGGCCGCGACUGUGACCCUGCCAGAGUCCACGGAGACCUUGACCAUCUAUGACACCACCACUGCUACAGAUACCUCCACAAUCACCGAUUAUGAAGUUAUGACCUCAACCCAGACCAUCACUCAGACGGAUACUCUCGAAAUCACUACCACUGUGACCUCUGAAACUUGCACACCAACUGGCGGUGGUGGUGGCAACACUAUUGACUAUGGCACUUGCUCGGACCCGUACAUUCUUUACGAGUAUGGUCUAGAUGGCCGCACGGACUACUCUUAUACCAACCGCAACCAAGCUGAUUUCCCCUUCGGCUCUUCGCCGACUAUUGACAGCCCCGAAGAUCUAAUCUGCAACCGUCUGCGUAGCCCGUGCAAUGCCCCCCAGGCGACGAUUGACCUAUGCUAUGAAGCUGAGGAUGCGACGCGCGACCUGUCUGGUCAGGAGGCUGCCGAUGUGUGGAACUCGAUUAUGACCUAA